CAUUAUUUGACAAAUACGAAAACCCCUCAAACCUAAAAAGCACACACAAGGUGAAAAAAACGACAUCGUAGAGAAAAAACAAGAGAAUGAAAAGAGACAGCGCACUCGCUCGCGUGGCAACCGGAGCCGCCGUUGGCGGCGCAAUCGGCGGCGCCGUCGGUGCUGUAUAUGGAACUUAUGAUGCAAUUCGGUAUAAGGUUCCUGGAUUCCUCAAGAUUAGGCAUAUUGGACAAACCACUCUAGGAAGUGCAGCUGUAUUUAGCUUGUUCCUUGCAGCAGGAACCUUGAUUCGUUCUCACUAGUUUGUCUUGUAUGAAAUUGUGCAGUCACUUUGAUGAGUUUUCUUCUAUGGUCGUUUUGUUAACCUUAUAGAAUUUAACCUUUUCUGUGUCUGAACAAAACUAUUAUGCUGUUGCAUUACUUUUCCUGCAAUAAAUAUUCGACUUUUAUUUGCUGGCUCA
Molecule: messenger RNA, 461 nt
Organism: Vicia villosa (hairy vetch)
Lineage: Eukaryota; Viridiplantae; Streptophyta; Magnoliopsida; Fabales; Fabaceae
Exons: 3
Coding region: 87-302 (71 amino acids)
Biological process (GO): protein insertion into mitochondrial inner membrane; protein import into mitochondrial matrix
Cellular component (GO): TIM23 mitochondrial import inner membrane translocase complex
Source: RefSeq, a predicted model, not a curated record